Messenger RNA from Parastagonospora nodorum SN15, 1143 nucleotides. RefSeq lists its product as hypothetical. The transcript has 4 exons. Lineage: Eukaryota; Fungi; Ascomycota; Dothideomycetes; Pleosporales; Phaeosphaeriaceae. Bases 1 to 1017 code for a protein of 338 amino acids. The record is from RefSeq and is a predicted model, not a curated record. Gene Ontology annotation, cellular component: plasma membrane.
AUGAGUGACACCAACGGCAAGGCACCUAUCAAUGGAGCUGGCUCACCUGCGCGCCACAGCGAACCUCUUGUAAAGGUCCAGCCGCCGCGACGGGAGGACCUCCAGCCAUCUUAUGCUCGUGUUAUCCAGCCAGAUGAUCAAGACGCCGACACCAACGGGUGGUAUGGUGCCAUGAUCAACACUCUUGGAGGCUGCAUCGGCACUCUGGGCGCCAUUCCAUGCUGCGUCGUCUGCCCCAAUCCCUACAAGCCCGUAUCUCAAGGAAACGUUGGUCUUGUCACCAAGUUCGGUCGCUUCGCGCGUGCUGUCGACCCUGGUCUGGUCUACGUCAACCCUCUCUCCGAGCAGUUGGUGCAGGUCGAUAUCAAGAUCCAGAUCGUCGAGGUGCCCAAGCAAGUCUGCAUGACCAAGGACAAUGUCACCUUAAACCUUACCUCGGUCAUCUACUACCGCAUCACUUCGCCCCACAAGGCCGCUUUCAGCAUCAGCAACAUCCGCCAGGCGCUUGUUGAGCGUACGCAGACUACGCUGCGCCACGUAAUCGGUGCCCGUGUGCUCCAGGAUGUGAUUGAGCGCCGCGAGGAAAUUGCCUUGUCUAUCCGUGAGAUCAUCGAGGAGACUGCGCUCGGAUGGGGCGUUGAGGUCGAGUCCAUGCUCGUCAAGGACAUUAUCUUCUCCCAGGAGCUCCAGGAGUCGCUUUCUAUGGCUGCCCAGUCGAAGCGAACUGGUGAGGCCAAGGUCAUUGCUGCUCGCGCGGAAGUCGAGUCUGCCAAGACGAUGCAAGCCAUGGCCAGAUCCGCCAACAGCAAGGUUAUCUUCCUCCCAGCGCAGAAUCAAACUGUACAGUCUGCUCUCGCGCAAGCAGAUGCCGCUGGCGAAGGCCCUAGCUCCUACAUGCCCAAGUCAAACCAGGGCAACACUUCAUUGGGCACGCAGAGUAGUGCAGCGCAGGAGUACGGAGGCAACGACAACAGCUUCCAGAGCGCUAUCAACUCGCAUGUCAUUGAGAACAUGUAAGCUGAGACUGAAUACGAGCGCACGAAGACACGACUUGGGUUCCAAUACUUUGCUCUGCUUGGUGGAAUGGUUGGGAUUUCUGUAUUUUCUUGAUACCCUCAGUACGAUUGCCGCAUCUUUAUCGAA